AUGCCUCAGCAGAAGUAUACUGUUUCUUGGAAAACUAUCUCUGUUUCUGAUGUAACUGAGUGUUCCUGUUCAAUUACUUGUUCUGGGACACAAAAACCUGGAAACCUCGGCAGGUGGGUCCAUGGAGAAUUGGAUGGAUAUGGCUGUGAAGGGACUAGCAGCUCCAAGGAUGAGCAAACUGGAGUUGGAAACACAGCGACUGGUCGCUAUGGGAGCAAGCUGGGGAAUAGCAGGACGGACCCAGCUCGGGAGCUCCAGCCCCGCUGGAGAAGACAAGAUCCAUUUUAUUUCACACUGGCACCAUUCAACUUGCUGCAUAACCGGGACUGGCCUUUACCUCUUUGUCUUCCUACCUCUCUCUCCCAAAAACCAGGACCAAAGGCGCCCGAGGCUUACAACCAGAACCAAUCUGAGGAAGAUGUGGAUGAACAAAGUGUGGUUCUAACGCUGGUCCCAUUUACUGAGGAGUCAACCAUAGAAUAUCCUAUGGAAUCAAAUGUUUCUUCAGUCAUAGACCACAAAACACCAGCUCGUUCUCUGGUGAGGUAUGAGGGAAUCAAACACCCAACAAGACCCAUACCGAGCACCGCUCCUCCACUCACCCUGUCUCCUAUUAAUCAUGUGUCCCGGAACAAGCUUCAGGAGUGGUGUCGUUAUCAUAACUUGAGUACAGACAGCAAGAAAGUUGAGGUUUAUUUGAGACUUCAGAGGCAUUCAUAUGCUAAACAAAAAUGUUAUGUCCCCAGCAAAUCUCGUGAGGCCAGACUGAAGCUGGGUCCCAAGAAACCCAAGAUAGUCUUCAGAGGAAUCGGGCCUCCAAGCAGCUGCAAAAGUCAGAAGCAGGAGAGCGGUAUCCUGGAAAUUCUAACUUCACCUAAGGCCUCCACACUUGCAGUCUGGGGGAGAAUUGCCACGAGAGCUGCUCUGUCCAUGUCUGCGAAUCGCUGUCCUCUUCUCUCUAAUGUGGAGGCCUUUCUGUCAGAAACCACUGGAUUCAGAUGGUGUGUUGUCCAUGGCAGGCAGUGCCCUGCACAUAAGAAAGGCUGGGUUCGCCUGUAAUUUUAUGCUGGUCAGACCUGGGUUCCAGACACUCCCCAAAGGAUGAAUUUUCUCUUCCUGUUACCAUCCUGUGUUAUCCCAGAACCAGGAGUAGAAGAUAAUUUGCUAUGUCCUGAAUGUGUUCACAGCAACAAGAAGAUCAUGAAAAACUUUAAAAUUAGAAGCCGUGCAAAGAAAAAUGCCGUACCUCCAAAUAUGCUGCCUUAG
This is a messenger RNA of Arvicanthis niloticus (Nile rat), 1266 nucleotides long. Lineage: Eukaryota; Metazoa; Chordata; Mammalia; Rodentia; Muridae. The record is from RefSeq and is a predicted model, not a curated record.